AUGGCCGAAGAUUGGGGCGCCGUAACAUCGGAAGACUUGUUUGAUCGUGCUGGUCAAAUGAAGCCCCUCAAGGAUUUGAUAAACGAAGCCGCAUACGGACAAGGAGUACCAAUGAAACACAACGACGCCUUCGAGUUUGUGUCUUCAAGUCCGAUGAACUGGUGGAGUCAGCCGAAUCCCGAGAACAAAUUGUUACCCGGUAACUACACACCACCGCAGCCAACGAAACGAGCACCAAAGAUAUUGAAGAAAAACGGGCUAAAGAAGGAGAACCAGCUGGCACUCCAGAAACGGGUCACUUUUGAUGUAAGUUUAUGUUUUUUACGUUGUUUUUGAUGUUUAGGUAACAAAUUGGAGGAAUAAUGGUUGAAUUAGUAUGGAAAUGAGCUUGGUUAUUUUUAUUCUAACCAUUGAGGUUUUAAAAUCAAAAAGGAGACUUAAUUUGUGCUUUUUUUGUUGAUAUUCUCUUUGGCAAAAUAGGAGGUCUUUUUUAAAUUCUAAAGUUACAACGUCUAGGUCAAAUAAUUGUUUCUUGUUUUCAAGGUAAUGAAACUAAAAUAUCUUUUACGUCUAAAACAAAAAAAUUACGCUUUGGUCUUCAUUUUGGAUGAAUUUAUGGAAAUUUAAAGGAUCUUGGUGUAUUAACCAUGUUGAUAGGUCUAGUAUUUAUUAUAUCUUUCUUUAAACUUGAGUUAACGACUUGAAAUUUCGUCUGAACAUUGAUAUUGGUUAACUAAAGCAUUUAAAAGAUUUUUGAAGAUUUGAGUUAUGUAUUUCAAAUUUACAGUGGGUUUUAUGUGACCUACUUUGCAUUUUUAACUUUUCGCUAAAUUUUUAAGAAUUGACAACUUUUUAUAGUAAGAAUAACUUCUUUACAACAAAUUUUAAGCUACAAUAAUAUAAAAUAACCUUUUCUUUUUAGAUUGAGCGAUUCGUGAACUCAGACGGCUUAAGUCUGGACGAAAGACGACUGGUUGAGAUGGGUGCGAAGCCGCGCAAGUCGAAAGGUAUCAAUUAUCGACAAUUGAAGGAGGAACGGGCACAGAAGAAGGCGGAAGAUAAAUUGGCUGGACCAAAACUGAUUACAAAACUGAAGAAGAAGCAACAAAAGGGCCGGAAGCAGUCCAAGAAGGCAUGA
Messenger RNA from Bursaphelenchus okinawaensis, 1138 nucleotides. The record is from the annotation of a GenBank genome assembly. NCBI's taxonomy places the organism in Eukaryota, Metazoa, Nematoda, Chromadorea, Rhabditida, Aphelenchoididae.